GGCCUGUAGCCGGCACUAAGUACUUACUCUCAGAGUGCGCUGACUCGUGCGUGAGUGUGAAAGAGAAACCAUGGCUGAAGUGGAUCCCAGCUCCUUCGCCUCUCCUGAUUGCUGCCGCACCCACCAUCUCUACUUGCGCUGCCGCGUAGACUUCGAAAGCCGGUCGCUGAGGGGUACCGCGGCCCUCACCGUGCGGGCGGAACGCGACAACCUGCGUUGCAUGGUUUUGGACACAAAAGAUCUAACAAUACAUAAAGUGGUUGUCAACAAGCAGGAUGCACAAUUUGCUCUUGGGCAGCGUCAUACCUUCAAAGGAGCACCACUGGAAAUCAUGCUACCUUUUGAGCUGGGAAAGGGGCAAGAUGUGGUUGUAGAGAUCUCUUUUGAAACCUGUCCAAGGUCUUCAGCACUCCAAUGGUUUACUCCAGAGCAGACAUCAGGGAAAAGGCACCCAUUUCUCUUCAGUCAGUGUCAGGCAACUCACUGCAGAGCUGUUCUUCCCUGCCAGGACACUCCUUCUGUGAAGCUAACAUACUAUGCUGAAAUAUCUGUUCCAAAUGACCUGGUGGCUCUUAUGAGUGCCAAGAGAGAUGGAGACUUGCCUGACCCAGAAGAAGGCACGAGGAAGAUAUACCGCUUUAUUCAAAAUGUUCCAAUACCUUGCUAUCUGAUUGCUUUAGUUGUUGGUGCUUUGGAAAGCAGAGAGAUUGGCCCCAGAACUUUGGUGUGGGCUGAAAAAGAGCUGGUGGACAAAUCAGCAUAUGAAUUUGCAGAGACUGAAGCCAUGUUAAAAACAGCAGAAGACUUGGCAGGACCUUAUGUGUGGGGUCAGUAUGACUUGCUAGUGUUGCCACCAUCAUUUCCCUAUGGUGGUAUGGAGAAUCCCUGUCUCACUUUUGUGACUCCCACAUUACUGGCUGGUGACAGAUCAUUAUCCAACGUUAUCGCUCAUGAAAUUUCUCAUAGCUGGACUGGGAAUUUGGUAACAAACAAAACUUGGGAGCAUUUUUGGCUAAAUGAAGGGCACACAGUUUACUUAGAACGCAGGAUUGGUGGUCAGCUCUUUGGUGAACAGUUCAGGCAUUUCCAAGCUCUGGGAGGCUGGAGGGAAUUACAAAAUACUAUAAAUACCCUCGGAAACACAAACCCUGUGACUCAUCUGAUCCCUAAUCUGAAAGAAGUAGACCCUGAUGUUGCAUAUUCUUCUGUUCCAUAUGAGAAAGGCUUUGCUUUACUACUUUAUCUUGAGCAGCUUCUUGGUGGACCAGACGUCUUCAUUGGCUUCUUGAGGGCAUACAUCCAGCAGUUUGCAUACAAGAGUAUAAUGACGGAGGACUGGAAGAAUUUCCUGUACUCCUACUUCAAGGACAAGGUCCAUCUUCUUAACAAAGUUGAUUGGAAUGCAUGGAUGAACACUCCUGGCAUGCCCCCAGCAAAACCAACGUAUGACACAACAUUAUCAAAUGCUUGUGUGGCAUUGAGUCAAAGAUGGAUUAAAGCCACCGAAAGUGAUCUUGAGUCUUUCAGCUCAUCUGAUAUAAAAGAAAUGUCUUCGCACCAGCUUAUUGAGUUCCUUGCACUACUAUUGUUGGAGAAUCCUCUUCCUGUGAGCCAUGUAAGAAAAAUGCAGCAAGUCUAUGACUUCAAUGCCAUGAACAACUCUGAAAUUAGAUUCAGAUGGCUGCGCCUUUGUGUUCAAGCCAGUUGGGAAGAUGCCAUUCCUCUAGCUGUAAAAAUGGCUACAGAACAAGGCAGAAUGAAAUUUACUCGUCCCUUGUUUAAGGACCUCCAUAAAUUUGACAAAUCCCGUGAUCAAGCUGUCGAUGCUUUCCACAAGCACAAAGCCUCUAUGCAUCCAGUGACUGCAAUGUUGGUAGCCAAAGACCUGGGACUAGAUGGACAAACAGCCCAACUUUCGCAGACUUAAGGAGAAAAUUCUAUAAGAGAACAAUUUUAUUUCUUCUGUUCCCCGUUCUUCCCCCACCCCAAAAACAUCAUGGUAACUUGCAUGCUUGAUUAUUAACCUAGCUUUCUGUUCUGGAAUUGAAUCAAUAAGGCUUUCUUUUAGAUUUUUCUUGCUGGAACUUCAGUCUUGUGCCUCAUAUAAAAUUCUGCAAAACUGAAAAAAAAUAUGCUUUGACAUAUUUGGCAUGGUACUACAAGAAGUAUUGGCACUGUUUUGCUAUAUGUACUGCUUUAUUUGAAGAAAUAAAUUUUUUUUGAUAAAUCA
Messenger RNA from Rhineura floridana, 2230 nucleotides. It is a transcript of the gene LTA4H, whose product is annotated as leukotriene A4 hydrolase. The transcript is spliced from 19 exons. Gene Ontology annotation, molecular function: zinc ion binding; leukotriene-A4 hydrolase activity; aminopeptidase activity. Gene Ontology annotation, cellular component: cytosol; nucleus. Bases 71 to 1927 code for a protein of 618 amino acids. The record is from RefSeq and is a predicted model, not a curated record. Gene Ontology annotation, biological process: leukotriene biosynthetic process; peptide catabolic process; proteolysis. NCBI's taxonomy places the organism in Eukaryota, Metazoa, Chordata, Lepidosauria, Squamata, Rhineuridae.